GACAAAUCCAAAAAAGAAAAAAAAAAGUAUAUCUUUAUCAGUCCCAUCCAUCAAUCAUCAAACUAUUUCUCCUACCCAUCAUGCGUUAGCCAUCACCACUCCAUUUUUUUCUACUCAAGUUCUUUUCUCCUUAUCUCUGCUUCUCUUCCUCAUCCUUUUCUUUCCAGAUAUGGAUUGUCCAGGUCCAAGUUUGUUUCCAUUGCAUCGCUGCAAAACUCUUCACCUGGUGAGGCAUGGUCAAGGAAUGCACAAUGUAGAGGGAGAUAAGAACUGCAAAUCUUACUUUUCUCCCGAAUAUUUUGAUGCACAACUUACUCAACUGGGUUGGCAGCAGGUUGACGAUUUGAGAAAGCAUGUUCGCACAUGUGGGCUUCUCAAGAGGAUUGAGUUGGUCAUUGCAUCCCCUUUGCUAAGGACAUUGCAAACAGCUGUUGGAGUUUUUGGUGGGGAUGGAUAUGCAGAUAGAACAGAUUCACUGCCACUAAUGGUAGCAAAUGCCGGAAACAGCAGUCGACCAGCAAUUUCAAGUCUUAAUUCCCCACCUUUCAUUGCUGUGGAACUUUGCCGAGAACAUUUUGGUGUGCUUCCUUGUGACAAGAGGCGGAACAUCAGUGAAUAUCAGCUUCUCUUCCCCGCAAUUGAUUUUUCAUUGAUAGAAACUGAUGAGGACAUACUGUGGAAGGCCAAUGUGAGAGAGACAACAGAAGAACUGACUGCCAGAGGAUUGAAGUUCAUGAACUGGUUGUGGACAAGGAAAGAGAAAGAGAUAGCAAUAGUUACCCACAGUGGGUUCUUGUUUCAUACUUUGAGUGCAUUUGGAGAUGACUGUCACCCAUUGGUGAAAAAAGAAAUAUGCGGGCGCUUUGUGAAUUGUGAGCUUCGGUCAAUGAUCAUUGUUGACAGAAGUAUGAUUGGAUCAGAUCCUGCAACAACAAACUAUCCUGGAAAGAUUCCUCGAGGGCUGGAUCGUCCUAGCGAUGCGCCAGAGGAGGAUGGACCCAAAACAAACCGAAUCAUCUAAGCAGUAAGAGGAUUGAAAAAUUGAGUUGAAUAUUCAUUACUGAGUAUUGGAAUUCUGGGAAAACAAUGGCUUCUGUGCUAUGCAACAUUUACUUCUGUUGCCCAGAACCGGAAUGCUCUGAAUUGUGCUUAUUAAAACAGAUGUAGGCAAUGAAAACUGUGAUGAAUUCUUGCUUGAAAUGGUACCAUGAUAUUUAAACUUGUGUCA
Messenger RNA from Manihot esculenta (cassava), 1228 nucleotides. RefSeq names its product phosphoglycerate mutase-like protein 1. The record is from RefSeq and is a predicted model, not a curated record. Gene Ontology annotation, molecular function: phosphatase activity. The coding region runs from base 170 to 1021 and encodes 283 amino acids. Gene Ontology annotation, cellular component: cytoplasm. NCBI's taxonomy places the organism in Eukaryota, Viridiplantae, Streptophyta, Magnoliopsida, Malpighiales, Euphorbiaceae. The transcript has 10 exons.